AUGAAUGAAGCUGACAAGAUUCAACUACUGGAUUUGCUUCGAUCUAUGGAAUGCGACCAAUACUAUGAACUAUUUGAAAAAAAUGAUAUCAAUAUUGAGCUCUUAUCAUCGAUGGACAGGCCUGCAUUAAAAGAGCUUGGAGUCACCAAAGUAGGUGAUCGUCUGAGGGUUCAGAUUCUCAUAUCAUUACUAAACAUUGAAAAAAUUCGAUCCAAGGUGCCGAUGCAUGAACUUGUCGAGGCUAUUAAAGUGGCAUACUCUGCACUUACUGGCGUCGACGAUGAUAUUGGUGUCAAGAUAAAUAAUAAUAGAGAGGAAAGAAGACAGAGGAAACAUCAGAAAGCAGGGCAGCAGCAGCAAAAUGAUUCACAAAAUAACUAUUCAUUGCACAAUGAGAUUACGGUGAUUACUCAAGAUGGACAAGACUAUAGAGUGGAUAUCACUGACUGUUAUACAUCAUCGGCCAUCAAAAGAAAUAUUUUACAACAAACGACGACAUCGGGGCCGCUAAUAGCGGACGAAUGGUCUACAUACUAUCGAGAUAAGUCAAAUUCUGUACACUUGAUGUUCAAUAUUGAGCUGGCUACAGUGUGCAACUCACCCGGAAGAGAGGAAAAAAGCCGGAUUAUCUUUUGCCGAACUGGUGAAGCGCCGUCACAGGCCGCUAUAGAGAAGUCGAAUGAAAUAAUAGCAAAGAGUGAGACAUCCAGUGCUGAACAGAACCAGAGAAGCUCCAUGAUUAUGAGAAAUAUGAUCGGACAGAGACCUCCUAGUCAGCUUAUUUCGACAAAUUUGGGAGAGUAUUUUCCAGAAGUAGGCCCCACCGAGUUGAAGAAAGUGAUGCGUAAUUCAUAUAGACUCUCCAUGUAUGGCAGCCGAGUUCUUCAACAACAAGCUCGUCAGAGUCCGGUUAACGGAGAAAUUAGUAGAAGAAACAGUCGCAUGAAACGGAACUCGAUUUACUCAAAUUACUCAAUGAUUAGUCGACCUGAGUCGGUUGCUAGUGGUUUAACUGCUCUUAGUAGUGGAGUAGGGUACGCAAUGAGGAUCAAUCAAACCGUUGGGGAUGUUCUACUAUCGAAUAGUAAUGCUAUAGAGGAGGAAGAAGAGGAAGAGGAAGAAGAGAAAGAAGAGGAAGGAGAAGAGGAAGAAGAGGAAAAGAAAGAGGAAGAUGUUGCAAAAACACUCAACCUAGGCAACAGUACGUUUAAGUCAGCACGAGCAUCUGUAGAUGAUACUGGUACCAUCAAAAAAGAGGAUGUACGGACUUCAUCAUUCAUUAAGCUUCUUGAUGAAGAUGAAUAUGAGGCAGAAGAUUUAAUGGAUGCAUAUGGAGACAUGAGCCUAAGUGAAAAUGCGGAGGACGAACCAAGAACCUCUUCAGUGAUGAGUAUACUGACCAGUGAGCUUAACCACGGCCCAUCAAUUUGGCAUAAGGGGUCAAAGAUAGGUCAAGGCUCGUAUGGAUCUGUGUACUUAGGUUUGGAUGGGCUUACAGGAGAGUUGAUGGCAGUUAAAGAAGUUGACUUACCUACAUCAUCAGAGGAUUCUAAAAAUAAAAUGGUGACAGCACUAAAAAGAGAAAUGGAACUUCUUAGGGAGCUUCACCACGAGAAUAUUGUUAGGUACUUAGGAUCAGCCUCCGAUUCUUCCAAGAUGUAUAUUUUCCUUGAGUAUAUUCCUGGUGGUAGUGUAUCUUCUAUGCUCCAUACGUAUGGUCCUUUUGAAGAGCCGUUGAUUAGAAACUUCCUGACACAGGUUCUCAUCGGUGUUAGAUACCUUCACAACAACGGCAUUAUACAUAGAGAUAUUAAGGGAGCCAAUAUCUUGAUAGAUAUCAACGGUACUGUGAAAAUUGGAGAUUUCGGAAUCUCAAAGAGAAUUACACCUUCAAAUAAAGUGGAUCCUGUUGAAGAAGAGCAGAUAAAGCAGAGCAAAAGAGCGUCUUUCCAAGGUUCUGUUUAUUGGAUGGCACCCGAGGUUGUCAAACAGGUCGCAUCUACGGAGAAAUCAGAUAUUUGGUCUACGGGAUGCCUUGCUAUUGAGAUGUUCACAGCCAAACAUCCAUAUCCUGAAUUUUCGCAGAUGCAGGCUAUUUUCAGGAUUGGCACACUGACUUUACCAAAGUAUCCAUCAGGAUGCAGUGAUUCUGCCCGGGAUUUCUUAGAUCUGGCAUUCGAAACUGACUACAGGAAGAGGGUCAGUGCCACCAAUUUGUUGAAGCAUCCAUUUUUUAAACCGCUGUUCAAUAUGAGGGAGAAGCAGAGGAAGUAA
Messenger RNA from Brettanomyces nanus, 2274 nucleotides. RefSeq lists its product as uncharacterized. The record is from RefSeq and is a predicted model, not a curated record. The transcript is spliced from 2 exons. Bases 1 to 2274 code for a protein of 757 amino acids. Gene Ontology annotation, molecular function: ATP binding; protein kinase activity; protein binding. Lineage: Eukaryota; Fungi; Ascomycota; Pichiomycetes; Pichiales; Pichiaceae. Gene Ontology annotation, biological process: protein phosphorylation.